UAAUCCGUACGCCGUUCGACGCACCGCCGCACAGCUCGCCGCGCAGCAGCGCCACUUUUCGCUCUGUGUUGCCCCUCUCACCUCUGGCCACUCGUCGUCGUUUCGUCGUCGGUCGCCACUCGUCAUUCGUCAGUCGUCAUUUGUCAGUGCACAGCGUACGGUCGUCGUUGGUCUCUCGAAUCUCCUGUCGGUGUGACUGCAGUAGCAUAGAUAGUGGUUUUUUAAUAUUGUUUUUUACCAUUUUUUUUUUUUAUUUUUCUUUCUUUCUUUUCUAUCGCCCCCGUUGUUUCGGCGUUUGAAAUAGAACAUAAUAUUAUUAUUAUUGUAUAUUGUAUUUUACCACACGAACGCCGUUGAACACCGUUUUGGACCGAUCGUGUCCAUCUGUUGACAAUGUAUUUUUAUUUCUGUUGCCGUCUGAAUUCUGCCGACGUCAAUCUCAUCACGCGAGUGCUACAACUCAAGGGCUGAAUAUUUUCACCAUUGUCGUAAAAACGCACUGUUCUUAACGGUGUGCGUGCUCUGCAACCAUAUUCCGGUUCCGACACCGCUCCGAUCACUGCUUCCACCACUCCUACUCCUCCGCUGUUUUCUUUCUCUCGUCGUGCGCGUUCUACCUUUGCACACGUAGCGUCGCCCGCCUCUCAGGUGUGCUAUCAGGUUGCGCAAGUGUUCACGGACGACCAAAUCAGACAUCCGGUAUCCCGAUACCUUUCGUUCUUGCUUUUACACGCCGGUGGCCAAAGUGGACUCGACAAAUUUCCUGUGCACCAUCACACUGGCCAGCAAAGUGGACUACGUCGUACGUAGAAGAUCCAUUGGUGGCAUGAGGCCAGACCUGCAGAAGCUCAUCUAUCACACUUCUUCAGAUCACUUUUCAGAGCUAGACGCCAUCGCCGUGCUCUAGUCCCACACACCGCUAGCAGUAUAGAAUAGUUAUAAUUGGUGUGAGCGCUCGAGUCCUGUUUUAAGUGUGACUGUAAACUUCAACAUCAUGGCGCCUACGAUCAUGAUGCGGCCCAUUAAAAAGGAUUGGCAACGUCAGUCACAGUCUGAAUCUGAGGAUGAUGAUUUAGUUGGAAAGAAAGAUUUAAUGCCGCUAGUAAUGUUCCAAGUCGGCCAACAUUUUGUGCCCUUGGUUAUAACAAUGGUAGGUUUGCCAGCACGUGGCAAAACCAUUCUUGCUUAUAAGAUUCAACAAUAUCUCAACUGGACAAAUCAUAAGGCUAAAGUGUUUUCUGUGAGCUCAUACAGACGUAAACACAUUGAGUUGUAUAGUAGCCAUGACCUCUUUCGUAAGGAAAACAGUGAAGCGGCUGAGAUUCGUCAAUUAAGUGCACAAGAAGCACAAGAUGAUGCCACCAAAUGGUUACAAGAUGGAGGCGAUGUAGCUAUAUUGGAUGGCACUCAUAUAACACAAGCUCGCCGUCAAGCAGUGUAUGAUCAUUUUGCUAAGGUCAUGGGGUAUAAAGUAUUAUUUAUUGAGUGUGUUUGUGAUGAUGAGAUGCUUAUUGAGCACAAUGUCAAAGAAGUGAUGCAAUUCAGUAAGGACUAUAGAAAUAUGUCUAGUGAGAAAGCUCUUGAUGAUUUUCAUCACAAGAUUGAACAUUAUAUGGAACAACAUGAACCCAUGAAACCAAAAACAGAUGGCUAUAGCUACAUAAAAUAUUUGAAUGCAGGAGAAUCACUAACUGUCUGUCGUUUGAAUUCUCCUAUGCAAAGUGAGGUGUUAGCCUUUGUUUCAAACUUCAAACCAUUAGCAAAAACGUUCUAUUUUUCAAGACAUGGUGAAAGUGAAAACAAUGUUUUGGGUCGUAUUGGAGGAGAUGCAGAAUUAUCAGUCCGUGGCCGUACUUAUGCUGCAGCAUUAGCACGCUAUUUUAAUAAUGAGAAUCGUUUAGAAGGACUACGCGUAUGGACUAGUGAAUUGAAACGUACCCACCAAACAGCUCAAGGUAUUAAAGCACCAAUAGAACCUGUACCUUUUCUAAAUGAGUUAUAUGCUGGUGUAUGUGAAGGAUUGAGUUAUGAAGAGAUGCAAUGCAAAUUUCCACAAGAGUUUGCUUGGCGUGAUCAAGAUAAGUUACAGUAUCGGUAUCCAUGGGGAGAAUCGUACAUAGAUAUUAUGACACGAUUGAAACCAGUAUUGUUGGAACUUGAAGGAGAUAUAGAUAAUUUAUUGAUAAUCAGUCACCAAGCUGUUUUAAGAUGCUUACUUGGAUAUUUCUUAAAUAAGAAACAUGAAGAAUUACCAUACAUUAACGUACCUUUGCACACCAUCAUCAAGCUAACUUUAAGUGGCUAUAAAUGCAAAAUGGAAGUGAUUAAGUUAAACAUUGAAUGUGUGGACACAUAUCGUAUGCAACCAAAGAACUGUUCUGUCAAUCGUUCAACUGAUGAUGCCUUAUUAACAGUACCAGCUCAUUUUGAGAAUUUAUCUUUGUGGAAUCAUGCGCCAAUUGUUCAGCUUUGAACACAAACCAAACAUAAUAUAUAAUUAGAUAUAUUUAUAUUUGCAUAGACAAUAGACAUAAAUUAAUUUACAAUAUCCCAAUUA
Melanaphis sacchari is the source of this 2557-nucleotide messenger RNA. RefSeq names its product 6-phosphofructo-2-kinase/fructose-2,6-bisphosphatase-like. Gene Ontology annotation, molecular function: ATP binding; fructose-2,6-bisphosphate 2-phosphatase activity; 6-phosphofructo-2-kinase activity. The record is from RefSeq and is a predicted model, not a curated record. NCBI's taxonomy places the organism in Eukaryota, Metazoa, Arthropoda, Insecta, Hemiptera, Aphididae. Bases 995 to 2473 code for a protein of 492 amino acids. Gene Ontology annotation, biological process: fructose 2,6-bisphosphate metabolic process; fructose metabolic process. Gene Ontology annotation, cellular component: cytosol. The transcript has 9 exons.